Geosmithia morbida is the source of this 1764-nucleotide messenger RNA. RefSeq lists its product as uncharacterized. The record is from RefSeq and is a predicted model, not a curated record. Gene Ontology annotation, biological process: positive regulation of transcription by RNA polymerase II. The transcript is spliced from 5 exons. Gene Ontology annotation, molecular function: transcription cis-regulatory region binding; DNA-binding transcription factor activity, RNA polymerase II-specific; zinc ion binding. Lineage: Eukaryota; Fungi; Ascomycota; Sordariomycetes; Hypocreales; Bionectriaceae. Gene Ontology annotation, cellular component: nucleus. Bases 1 to 1764 code for a protein of 587 amino acids.
AUGGCUACUCGGGAAGUGCCUGAGCCUGGGCAAAAGGCGCGCCUCAAGAGGACAAGGACCGGGUGCCUCAAGUGUCGCGUCAGGCGACGGAAAUGCGACGAGAAGAAGCCGAGUUGUCAGAGAUGCGUCGACGGUGGCUUCGUCUGCCAAUACGGGACAAAGCUGUCCUUUCUCGAGAAGAACACGAUAACCGCCUCCGGUCCCAGCAAGUCGGCUCGCCAAUCCUACUCUACCCUGCGCUUUGUCGACACCCACCCCGCCGCAAGCCAGACAGCAUCGCCUAUCUCACCGAGUGCCGAGCCGCCGGCGAGCAAUGUUUCAGAGACUGAAAGAGGGCUAGGACACCAGCCGAGUCCUUCCCACUCGCCCACCAGCCCUCAACUGCCAACGCCGCGAUCUGACACGACCACGGGGGCUCAUCUGAAAGACCUGCAGAACCCUGGCGGUGCCUAUGCUGUCGACACGUCUCCUAGCAAUGGGGCCUACGAGACGGCCCUGGAUGUUCUCACAUCGCUGGGGUCUGUAAAUUCUGGCGGUGCAUCUGCAACGCCGCUGCCGCCUGGCUAUGGACCGAGUCCCCAUGAGGAUAGCACACCCUACGCUCACGGCGACUUGAGAUCACACAGUUUGGGGGUGCCAGAAGAGUUCUCGACGUGUUCUCUGCUCCCGCAAGAUCCUUCCAUCCAACUACUCCGGCAUUAUCGGUACAAUCUCGCUCCCUGGGUGAGUGGUUUUUCCAGAUAUAGCCAUCUCGACAUUGACGACCCCACACAAACAUUUGGGCUUGAGAUACCACGCUUUGCAUUGUCGUCUGUACCGGUGCUGGAAUCACUACUGUCGCUUUCCCUGGCAUCCCUGGAUCGGUAUGCCGAUGCCGACCUCAAGGCUGUGCAGCAUGAGGCGCGGGAGACGAGUCUGAUCGAGAGCCUUGUCAUAGUCACCUUGGCAGCCGUGAGGAGCCUUACACUGGCCAGCCCACCUGACUGGCAGAGUCCGUUUGCCACUUCCGGAAUACAGCCACUGGAUGCAGCUCUCCGCCACAACGGCCACACCGGCAUACGAAUGGCCGUUGCACGCAUGUUUCUUCGUCUGGACGUGAGCGUCGGCUUGAUGAAUAACAGACCUGUAUCUAUACCGAGCAUUCUGCUCUACGGUAUCAGCUCGCCCGAGCUCCCAGAAAUUCCCAUCGACGCGCUCAGGUAUAACUGGGAUCCUCUGGUCCUCUGUUCCCUCGCCCUCAACUACUGUUAUGGUGACGAAAUGCAUCAGUCGGCGGGUAGUUUUGAUGUAGGAAUGGGUACCACGGACAGGUGGAAGAUGCUCACCGAGACCCUCGUCUUGUGGUAUAAUAACCGUCCCGACGCGCUCAAGCCCAUUCUCGAGGUGGCCCACAACGACCAGCUAUUUCCGCUCAUACUCUUCAGUAGCGGCACGGCUGUCUUUGCCAAUCAGCUGUUCCACACGGCCAUGCUGCUGCUGUUGCAGCACAGGCCACGGACAUUUCUGAGCAGCGGCCAUAGCAGGCCCGUCGCCAUGUCUCCCCUUUGGCAUGCGCAGAGGGUAUGUGGCAUCAGCUUAAGCAACGACAGUCGCAAGAGCUGGGAUUUCUGUCUCGUCGGAUCCCUAUAUAUAGGCGCCAGAUGUAUGACGUAUGAUCUGCAGCAACAUGCUCUGAUAUCUGGAAUCAACCGAAUCUCUUGCAUGACAGGAUGGAACUUGAGACCGCUUGAAGCACGACUCCUUGAUGCAUGGCAGCAGGGAUGA